Messenger RNA from Fukomys damarensis (Damara mole-rat), 780 nucleotides. RefSeq names its product microsomal glutathione S-transferase 1 (gene Mgst1). NCBI's taxonomy places the organism in Eukaryota, Metazoa, Chordata, Mammalia, Rodentia, Bathyergidae. The transcript has 4 exons. Gene Ontology annotation, cellular component: mitochondrion; membrane. Gene Ontology annotation, molecular function: glutathione transferase activity. The record is from RefSeq and is a predicted model, not a curated record. The coding region runs from base 273 to 731 and encodes 152 amino acids.
AAUCUCGCGGGGUCAAGGUGACCUGGAGCAGGGCCGCGGCUGCUCCGGGAGCCCAAGGGCACUUGGGGACGGGUCUUGAAACUGCCGAGCAGGAGCUAAUUAGCAUAAAUUCGCCGGAGGGGGCGUGGCUGCGCCUCUCCCCAGACCUGAAAGUCCCUGCGCCCGCGUGUUCGGCUGCAGAGGCAGGUUGCUCCUUCUCCGCCCCGGACUCAGUAGGUGCCCGGAGGGAGGUCGCGGGCGGUGGGCACAGAUUCCCAACCAAAGCUGAAAAAAUGGCUGAUCUGAUGGACAAUAAGGUUCUCAUGGCCUUUGCCUCCUAUGCAACAAUUGUUCUUUCAAAAAUGAUGUUGAUGAGUACUGCAACUGCAUUCUUUAGAGUAAAGAAAAAGGCUUUUGCCAACCCAGAAGAUUGUGCAAGCUUUGGCAAAGGAGAGAAUGCCAAGAAAUAUCUUCGAACCGAUGAGAGCGUGGAGCGCUUGCGAAGAGUCCACCUGAAUGAUCUGGAAAAUAUUGUGCCAUUUCUUGGUAUUGGCCUUCUGUAUUCCCUGAGUGGUCCAGAUCUCUCCACAGCUCUCCUGCACUUCAGAAUCUUUGUUGGAGCACGGAUCUAUCACACCAUGGCUUAUCUGCUGCCCCUUCCCCAGCCAAACAGGGGCCUGGCCUUUUUUGUUGGAUUUGGAGUCACUUUUUCAAUGGCUUACAGUUUGCUGAGGAACAAACUGUAUCUGUAAGGGGUAUCAUGCACCUUGUCAUCCAACUGUUUUUUUUUUUUUUUUUUUU